Molecule: messenger RNA, 2313 nt
Organism: Metopolophium dirhodum (rose-grain aphid)
Lineage: Eukaryota; Metazoa; Arthropoda; Insecta; Hemiptera; Aphididae
Product: mitogen-activated protein kinase p38b-like
Exons: 12
Coding region: 936-1994 (352 amino acids)
Biological process (GO): intracellular signal transduction; protein phosphorylation
Cellular component (GO): nucleus; cytoplasm
Molecular function (GO): MAP kinase activity; ATP binding
Source: RefSeq, a predicted model, not a curated record
UUAAAGAUACAUUAUCUUUAAUCGCCAAUCGUGGUUUCGUACUUGUGUAAUGUACUAAUGUGUCUUGGUAAUCGACAUAUUGUAUAGUUAGUUAGAACUGUUGUUAGACAAGAGGAAUAACACUGUAUUCUGUAGGUAUUCUACACGGAGAUAGUUCUAUUAUAGUUUUCCGCAAUUUCCUAGUCGUCGCUAUAGUUGUUUUGUCGAUAAUUUCUCGAUAUUAUAGCUAUUGACGAAUGAUUAUUGAUAAUUACAAAUUGGUUAGCAUCCAUCAAAUCACACACGUCUUUUAUGUAUCAAUUCUCUUCCACGCGUCCCGUUUUAUGAUUUAAGAUAUAAAUGAUAAAUUGCGUUUUAGAACUUUUCGCUUUGUUGUUGACGCCAGAUAAACCAUAACUUCCCAGUCCACGAGCUCCACGUCAAGACUAGAGCAAAGAAGUCAAGACUCAAAAGUGUUGUUAUGAUAAUAUAAAAGUUUAAUAUACUGUCGAUUUAACGCGAAAUUAACGUGUUUUCGCGUUAUCAGCUGCAGUUUAUCAAUUUAUCAUUAUGUAAAAAUAUUGUAAUAUCUUGAUUCUUGGUUCAGGGCGAAGUGAAAGCCCACAUUCGAACUGUGUUGUCCCACCAAUCACAGUCGACGAUUCAGAAACAUAAUCUUAAACUUUUCUUGUUCUCAAGUAAAAAAAUUAAAAAAUUUAAUAGACCCACUUAUAGCUAUCAACUAUAUAUGUAGGUGUUCAUACGGCGUAGAACUGCCGAGUGCCGAAGCAGCCCGCACUCCCACAGCUCACCAUUUUACAACUCAAAAUACACAAAGAUGAUUCGAUAAUAAUCGUUUUCAUUCGUAUCGUGAGGCCGCAAGGGUCACGUUUAUUUGAUAAGCUUCAAAUUUCAAUAUCGUAGGUCCGUCUCAGACUUCAAACCAGCGUUUCACGAUGAAGUAUUACAAAAUCGAAAUUAACAAGACCGAAUGGGAAGUACCCGAUAGGUAUCAAAUGCUCACUCCUGUUGGACUUGGUGCCUACGGCCAAGUUUGCUCAGCUGUUGACAAUCAGACGGGGCUGAAAGUUGCUAUCAAAAAACUUGCUAGACCAUUUCAGUCAGCGGUUCAUGCUAAACGUACCUAUCGAGAGCUUCGCAUGUUAAAACACAUGAACCACGAAAAUGUGAUUGGAUUAUUAGACGUGUUCACACCUGCAAAUACUAUGAAUAAUUUUAAUCAAUUAUAUAUGGUCACCCAUUUAAUGGGAGCUGACUUAAAUAAUAUCAUACGUACACAAAAAUUAUCUGAUGAUCAUGUCCAAUUUCUUGUUUACCAAAUUUUACGAGGUUUGAAGUACAUCCAUUCUGCUGGAAUAAUCCAUAGAGAUUUAAAACCAUCAAAUAUUGGUGUAAAUGAAGAUUGCGAGCUAAAAAUAUUAGAUUUUGGAUUAGCAAGACCAACUGAAAGUGAAAUGACUGGAUAUGUGGCUACCAGAUGGUAUAGAGCACCUGAGAUUAUGCUAAACUGGAUGCAUUACAAUCAGACAGUUGAUAUUUGGUCAGUAGGCUGUAUUAUGGCUGAACUUUUGACAGGAAGAACAUUAUUUCCUGGCACAGAUCAUGUGGAUCAAUUAACACGUUUAUUAGUUUUGUGUGGAACACCGUCCGAUGAAUAUUUAAAUAAAAUUAAAAGCUCGGAGGCAAAAAAAUAUAUACAGUCUUUACCGGUAAUGCCGAAAAAAGAUUUUGGUGAAGUAUUCAAAGGAGCUAAUCCAUUAGCAAUUAAACUGUUAGAAGAAAUGUUGGAAUUGGACGCUGAUAAAAGAAUGACUGCUGAAAAAGCACUUGCACAUCCAUAUCUGGCGCAAUAUGCUGAUCCAUCUGAUGAACCAAAUUCACCUCCAUAUGAUCAAAGCUUUGAAGAUAUGGAAUUAAAUGUAGAAAAAUGGAAAGAACUUGUUUGGGAAGAAGUUGUAAGUUAUGUUCCAUCCACACAAUUAGAAUCACCAUAAGUUACUUCAACACAAUUUCGAUGUCUUGUGUAAUUAAUUUUGCAGACUAUUGUGAGAAGAAUGCUCAGCUUCAUUAAAGUUUUAUUAAUGUUUAUAAUUACAUUUAUAGAUUAAUAUUUUGAUUAUUGUUACUGUUAAAUAAAUUCAUAUGCUUAUGAAUUUAAUUAAGAUAAUUUAGUAUGUAAUUAUAUACCAUUAAUUUUAUUUUAUAUAUAAAAUAUUUUCUAACAUAUUUUUUAACACGUAUUGUUUUAUUCUAUGCAAUAAUUAUAUUUUUGUUUUGUUUUUUUAAAUAAUACAUGUUUUUUAUUUCACAUUA